Molecule: messenger RNA, 1232 nt
Organism: Selaginella moellendorffii
Lineage: Eukaryota; Viridiplantae; Streptophyta; Lycopodiopsida; Selaginellales; Selaginellaceae
Exons: 2
Coding region: 85-1143 (352 amino acids)
Molecular function (GO): zinc ion binding
Source: RefSeq, a predicted model, not a curated record
CUGUGUGUUCACGUUGUUCUGCGUCUUAAAAGCUAGGCUUCGCUUCACCUAAAAGUUUAGAUCGGGGUGAAAGGGGAUCUAGCGAUGGCUGGCGAGGAAGAACAAAAGAGUGUAGUGGUGGAGGAGAAAAAGGAGGAGGAGGAGCUAUCGCCGAUCAUCCUCCAGGAAUGCGGCUACUACGACGUGGAGCAGCUCCACAAGGCGACGGGGCUGCUGCUCCUGACGCUGGCGGCGGCGUGCGUGGAGAAGACGAUUGGAGAUCCGUUCAAUCAGCCGGGCUCGGUGGUGGGCGACUUGAAGAGGGAGCUGAUCGAGAGCCUGGAGAGCCAGAGCCAGCAGUACGCGGGCGCGGCGCUGGGGAGCCUGAGCGAUCGCGUCCAGGCCCCAAAACCCAUGAAGAUCUUGCAGGGGUUCCUGGAUGGAUUCGUGCGCUCCAAGGCCAAUCUCCUGGCGCGCGUCUCCAGCCGGAUCCUCAGCAACGACAAGAAGGAGGACAAGAUCGAGGAGUUCGUGGGCGAGCUGGAUCGAUCGGGCGCCUGGAUGGUGGGGCGGCGCGAGAUGCUGGCCAGAUCGCUGCUGCGGCGCAUCGACCGGAGCAUGGUGGCGCACUGCGAGAUGAGGUUUGGGUCGAGCGAGGAGCUGGCGGCGCACAAGGCGCGCUGCGCGCUCCGCCCCACCACGUGUACCAACGAGGGCUGUACGGACGUCUACUCGGCGGUCCAGGGCGGCGGGCACGACGCCAGGUGUGCGUUCAAGGUGCUGACGUGCGAACAGGGGUGUGGCCAGAGCGUGGCCAGGGCUGACAUGGACAGGCACUGCGUGAGCGUGUGCCCCAUGAAGAUGGUGACGUGUCCGUUCCACCACGUUGGCUGCGUGGACCGGCUGCCACAGGGGACGGUGGAGGUACACUGCGCGGGGAAUGUGAGCAGCCAUUUGCUCGCGGUGCUUCAUGUUCUUCAGAGGCUUGAGGUUGGGAUCGCAUCGCAGUCACAGAGGAUCUCCAAUCUAGAGAAGGCGCUGUCUAAAGCCCAAGUUCCCAUGGAUGGCGAUGCUGCCAAAUUGGAGCUUGAGAAGAUUAAGGAAGAAUCAAGAACCCUAGAAAUCCCAGCAGUAGACGUUUCCAAGCUCACUGCGAACCAUUGAUCAUUCUUCUUUUAGAAUUGCAAGACGCGGGAAUGUCAAACAAUUUCUCGAAUAUUCUACGGGAAUAAACGAAUCUAUCUGAGCUAAAG